This is a messenger RNA of Diceros bicornis minor, 5897 nucleotides long. It is a transcript of the gene STXBP4, whose product is annotated as syntaxin binding protein 4. Gene Ontology annotation, cellular component: cytoplasmic vesicle. Gene Ontology annotation, molecular function: syntaxin binding; molecular adaptor activity. The record is from RefSeq and is a predicted model, not a curated record. Bases 332 to 2005 code for a protein of 557 amino acids. Gene Ontology annotation, biological process: regulation of cell population proliferation; regulation of insulin secretion involved in cellular response to glucose stimulus; insulin receptor signaling pathway. The transcript is spliced from 19 exons. Lineage: Eukaryota; Metazoa; Chordata; Mammalia; Perissodactyla; Rhinocerotidae.
GCUACCAGGCUCCUCAAGCCGCCGUGUUUGUAGUCGCGCUACGGCGGCCGGGUUGCCAGGUUGCGGGUUGAUAGGUUUCUCCUGUAAUCUCCCUCCAGCUAUUUCCUAGACCAGAGUUUUGCUGUGAAUCAGUUACUGGCGUGCUGCGUCAUUGAUUUCCCCUCAGCCUCUCAGAGGAAAGUAUUUAAGAAGCUCGUGGAGUAAUAGGAGUCAGAGUAAUAUAGGAUCUGCAGGAAGUCCCUCAAUAUAGUUGGAAAAGAAGAAUUUAUAGACUCUUCAUCAAGAUCUUCAUUUAUACAGCUGUUAAAUCCAAGCCUACUGUGGUGAAACCAUGAAUAAGAAUACGUCUGCUGUAGUAUCAUCCCGUCUACUUGAAAAGGAUCCUGCCUUUCAGAUGAUUACAGUUACCAAGGAAACAGGCCUUGGUCUGAAGAUCCUAGGAGGAAUUAACCGGAAUGAAGGUCCCUUGGUAUAUAUUCAGGAAAUCAUUCCUGGAGGAGACUGUUAUAAGGAUGGACGUUUGAAGCCAGGAGAUCAGCUUGUCUCAAUAAACAAGGAAUCUAUGAUUGGUGUAUCAUUUGAAGAAGCGAAAAGCAUAAUUACAAGAGCCAAGUUGAGGUCAGAAUCUGCUUGGGAGAUAGCAUUUAUAAGACAAAAAUCUGAUGGCGGUCAUCCAGAAAAUCCAUCGUGUACAUCCCUUUUACAAGCUUCAGGAGAGUAUGGACGUCAAGCCUCAACAUUCAGUCUUCUUUCUUCUCCCCCUGAAAUGCUAAUUCCAAAGACCUCAUCAACUCCCAAAACUACAGAUGCCAUUUUGCCUUCUUUUAAGAUAAAUCAGAUAAAAACCGGAUACAAGAAAACAGAACAGACUCCAAUUACUUGUUCGGACAACAGCCCUACAGAUAUGUCUGAUACAGAUAUUGCCUCUGCGUGGACUGAUAAUUAUGGACCACAAGAAAAGAAGAUUUUCCUAAAUCCCUGUGUUCGCCUUAAGACAGAGAAACUGGAAAUGGCUCUAAAUUAUCUUGGUAUUCAGCCCACAAAGGAACAACAGCAAGCCCUGAGACAGCAAGUGCAAGUAGACCCAGAGGGGACGGUGUCUUUUGGAGAUUUUGUCCAGGUUGCCAGAAACUUGUUUUGCUUGCGGUUGGAUGAAGUAAAUAUUGAUGCACAUGAUAUUUCCAACAUACUUGAGUCACAGCUUGUUCCCUGUGAUUCCUUAGAAUCAGAUGAAAUGGAAAGGCUUAAGCGUGAAAGAAAUGAUGCCUUAGAAGAAGUGAACACACUUAAGGAAAAAUUAUUUGAAUCAGAAAGGCAAAGGAAACAGUUGACAGAAGAACUCCAGAACGUGAAACAAGAAGCCAAAGCUGUAGUUGAAGAAACGAGAGCCCUGCGAAGUCGGAUUCAUCUUGCGGAAGCUGCGCAGAGGCAGGCGCACAGAGUGGAGAUGGACUAUGAAGAAGUGAUCCGUCUGUUGGAGGCUGAGAUUACAGAGCUGAAGGCUCAGCUGGCUGAGUCUUCUGACCAAAAUAAAGAAAGUGUUCAGGAGUUAAGAAAGAGAAUCACAGUACUUGACUGCCAAUUGCGAAAAUCGGAAAUGGCUCGAAAAACUUUUGAGGCAUCCACUGAAAAGCUUCUUCAUUUUGUAGAGGCUGUUCAAGAAGUAUUUUCUGACAAUUCUGCUUUAUCAAAUUCAAGUGAAAGAAGAGCUCUGUUAGCUUCUCAGACUUCCCUCAUGCCGCUGGGAAGGAAUGGACGUAACAUCCCAGCAACCCUGGCACUUGAAUCGAAGGAACUUAUUAAAUCUGUUCGUGCCAUCCUUGAUAUGGAUUGUCUACCUUACGGGUGGGAGGAAGCUUACACAGCAGAUGGAAUCAAGUACUUCAUCAAUCACGUAACGCAGACCACGUCCUGGAUCCAUCCCGUGAUGAGUGCACUGAACCUGCCCUGCUCAGAGGAGAAUGAAGAGGAUUGCUCCAGAGAACUUCCUGACCAGAAGAGCUGAUGGUCUUUUGUAGGCAGCUGAGCUCCAUGGUCUUCUGGCGUCUCAGUCUACUGGAUGAGGAUGGCUCUGCGGCACCUCCUAUUCUUACUAAAAUAGGAGUAAGAUACACACUAAUCUACACUACUUAUUGAAGUUGUGAAGUGGAGACUGGAUUCCGGCUAUUUUUGUAAAACUUUUUGAUAUAACUGUAUACAUUUACAAGCUCAAUCGCCACUACAGUAGUUCUUUAAGAAUAAUCUAGUCGUAUUUUUUGAAAUCAUUUGUAAUUAGAUUUUAUAAUAUGUAUGCUUUUUUCUUAUAAUUCUAUAUAUAGUUCUUUGUAGAGUAUCAGAUACAAUGGUUUUUAUAAUUAAGACUUAGAUUGAAAAAUUAUGUGAACAUGGUGAAACGCUUCAUGAAUUUGUAAUUCACUAACCUUUUGUAUCGUAUCUUAGGAAAGUGAUUGAAGCAAGCUUUCUGGGGCUUCUUAAGGAUCACAUUCAGACAACUAUCUCACAGGUUACUGAAUACAGGCUUAUCUCUUUAUGGGUCUUUCUAAUUUACAAAAUGCUUUUCAGACCCAGUUUUAUUUAAACCAUAAGAUAUGCCUGUGAGGCAGAUCCAGUGAGUAUUUUUAUUUUUGUUUUUCAGUUAGGGAAAUAGUGGUUCAGAGAAAUGAAGCACCUUAUCCUGGAACAGCUAAGUCUUCUGAUUCCAUGUCCAGUCCUCUUUCCACCGCACCCUGCUGUCCCUGCAGAGGGAGGUUACAGCCCCACACACGUGGCUCUGUUGAUGCAGCUGAGCUCCGCAGCUGUGCACUCCAGGGACCACAGAGAUUCAGGGGGCACCUCUUCAGUCAAAGAUGGCCCCCACAUAACCCCACUAUUCUCCUAUAAACUCUUCCCGGUUCUUCACCCCCACGUAGGAACUCACCACGUAGGAACACAGCUCUGUGAUGACAUUUCUGCAGGCUUCUUGCAGCAGUUCACAAUUUUGUAAAGUAAAGGGACUGGCUCACAUCUGGGAUUUGCCUUGCUUUGGUUGCGCUUGUCAGAGGGAGCGUUUGAGGGGAGUUGACGAGAAGAGGGGCGUCAGAAUCUCCUCUGCUAUCAAAAGAGACAUCCUUGAACUCUUCUGCUAUGAGUUCAAGACUGACCUCAUUAUUGCUGACUUAUCAUCCUCCAAACUCAUUAUACUUUUGCUCUUAUUGUAUUGUAAGGAUGCUGCUAGACAGUUUCUGGAAGGAAUGAGCCAUUAACUUGGAGAACUAAAGAUUUUCUCUCAGUUUAAUGAUUUAAACUUAAAGCUGGGAAAUGGGGGGUGGCGUGGGCAUGAAGUUAUUGUAAAUGUCCUGGGCAUUAGGUACCAGCUGCAUAAUAAAAAGGGACUUAAUCUUAUCCAAUGUUAUUAUAUUGUCAGGUAAUAUACUUAGGAAGACAGUGAGUAAGAAUCAUUAAUCAGAAUACCCCAUUCUCAAACCACGCCUGAUAACAUAGAGAAGUUAUAUUUGUCACUCUGGCCUCUUCUCUUCUCUUCUCUCCACCCCCACCACCAUCAACACUCUUCCUCCUCCUUCCCCUCUCCCCCCCCUCCUCCCCCUUUCUUCCCCCCUUCUCUCCCUCCGGCCUCACUUCUGAAAUACAAGUAGGAAAAAGGAACUCAGAACCUUCAGGUUCUGGAAGGAACUUUGAAGACACCUGAUUCAGUGAUUUUCAAACAUCGUUUGAUGGAAAAGACUCAUUCUUCAAGCGAAAUCUUAUGCAGAACCCCAAUAUAUGUAAUAGAUUUUUUAAGAAUAUUGGUGCUCAGCUUGAAACAAGAUGGAGCCUGGAGCCCUGUUAAAGCAGCCCCCAGCACUGCUGUGGAAACCUUGAGCUCCUUGGAACAUAGUGUGAGAAUCAUGGAUUAGAACCGCUUUAUAGGUGAGUAAACUGAGAUCCUAAGAGUUCACACCAUAAAUUAGUGGCCAAGUCAAGAUUAGACCUAGGUCCUAAGUAUCCUAGUCCACUAAAUUUCAUAUGGUAUGUAAUGUGCAUGUAUAUUGUAAAUAUAUGUGUGCAUUGUGCUCACCCACAUAUUCCUGAAAUUCCCCCAAAUUAUUUUUCGGUAGGAUGUAUAAUUUAUGUCUUGAAUAAUAAGGUAAAGUCAAAUCCAGGCUGAGAGGUAGUCAUGAGCCCUGAGAAAAGUUUCAGAUGGCUGGAAAGGACUUGUGUUUCACCUGACAGCUAUUUGAAUAUUAGAAAGCCUCAGGGAGACCUCUUUCCUUGUGUCCCCCAGAGGUGAGUGAGAUUCUCAAACACCUGAAGUUACUCUUACAAGUUAGUAUCUAUAAUUGUGAAAGUACAGACUUUUGUUGUUCCUGAAUUAAUGGUAUGAAAUUUCCCUCCUCCUACUGGGAGUGUUUUUCUCAUUUGUUUCCAGUGAGGCAAAUAGAGGAGAUGCUAGAGUCACUGGACUGACUCUAGAGUCACAUUUCACUGACAGACACCUCACAUGUUAACUUUGCUAUUUUUUGCCACUUUCCUGCCUGCUUCUGUCAAAUACCUCAUGGCAAGGUCUAUAAACAUUGUAAUAUUAAGUAUUUUGUGCUAUACAUUGUGAUGGGCAGUUUGUAUAUGUUAUUUCAUUAUCUUCUUAAAACAACCCCAUGAGGUAGAAACUAUAAUGACCCCAUUUUGUAAAGAAGAAACUUAGGUUUAGAGAGAGUUGCUAAUCUUUGCGUAAGGCUCACACAGCACCUACCUGUGAAGGCUGGGGUUCCAGGCAGGCCUCACAGAGCCCAUCCUCUUAAACUACCGUGCACAGCUGCUUAGAUUCAGGGCGUGUGAUGCCAGGGGCAGAGCUGGGGUCUGUGGAUCAGUUUUACAAAGAGACAGAUUCCAAUUCAGUGCAAUAAGGAACUUUCUGGUAGUUAGCACUCAAGAAAGAAUUCCCUGGGAGAAAGUGGAAGCACUUUCAGUAUUCAGUCAAUCUGAACUGAUUAUAGGAAUGUUGCUGAGGAGGUUCAGGGUCUGAAUUGGCUGUACUGUUUGAGCACUGUCUGAGAGUCCCUCCUCUUUAUGCUUCUGUGACCUCUAAACCACCAGAUAAAUGCUGUAACGGACACUCAAAGAAACGUAUGGUGGGGACUCAUUAGGAAUCCUCUCCCGUUGCAAAUAGAACCCCCAAAUUAUUUUUUGGUGAGUCAGCAUUUGCAUAACAAGUCUUUCUUUAAUAUAAAUCAACCCUAUUGACGUGGUCAUUGUAAACUCUUCUUCAUUGACCCACUGACUCAGAUUUUAGGGUUAGAAAAAUCUCAGUGUUCUUAUGUCCUUCCAUCUCAAUUUACUAAAGAGUAACCAGGGUUAGCCAUCCUUACUCAUUAAUUCUCAAAAUAUUUCCUGAGAACCAACAGUGUGCCAAGCAUUGUGUUUAAGCACUGUGGCAAGGUAGGGCAAUAGCUAGCCACUUCCUGGCUUCUGCUUACUGUUGGUUUUAAAGAAAAAAUCUUCUCAGGUGGCCAGAAUUGAACAGCUUCUCUUUAAUUUUUGAAUUUUAAAAAUAAUCUAUUUCCAUUAAAAAAUCAAGUAGUGUGGUACUGAAUAAAGUAAAAAAAAAAUCCCAUCUCACUUUCCAGAGGUAGUCAUCACUAAUACUGUGAUGAGUAUUUUUGCUCAAAGGAAAUCCUACUGUUAAGCAGCUUUCUUUUGACUUAAUAUAUUGUGGUCAUUUUUUCAUGUCAAUACGUAGAUUAAUGUUGUAUUUCAAAUGUUUGUAUAAAAUAUCACUACCCAGAUAACUCAUAAUUUGGGUAGCCAGCAAUCUAUUGAUGAACACUUAGGCUGUUUUAAGUUUUUUCUGUUACUAAGAAUGUCACAGUGAAUAUUUUUAUGUUCAUAUUCUUAUAUUCAUUAAAUCCUUUUCCUCACAUGUC